Solanum stenotomum is the source of this 1234-nucleotide messenger RNA. Its product is annotated as FCS-Like Zinc finger 14-like. The transcript has 2 exons. NCBI's taxonomy places the organism in Eukaryota, Viridiplantae, Streptophyta, Magnoliopsida, Solanales, Solanaceae. The coding region runs from base 303 to 953 and encodes 216 amino acids. The record is from RefSeq and is a predicted model, not a curated record.
UGUGCUCCUCUUCUCAGUGAGGGAGAACCAGAAAAAAGUGUAGAGAGAGAAAUUUAUGCUUUCUCCUCUCUCUCUCUCUCUCUCUCUCUCUCUCUCUCUCUCUUUCUCUUUCCUUUCUCUAUCUAUAUGUAUAGAUAAAUCUGUAUUUGGUGAAGGAUAAAAAGUACACAGUGAGACAGAAACAAAGUAAGGAGAUUGAGCAAAAAUAAAACCAUAAAGAUUCAGUUUUUUUUCUGUUUUUGAGAGAUUUAAGAGGACCCCAUUAAAAUUUAAUCUAUUUCUCUAUCUGGGUGUGUGUUAAAAUGGCUGAAGGGAAAGGAAACAAGAAGAGAUUGUCUAUAAAUCUUUCCCUUUUUGCCCUCGCUGAUAACAGCAGCAAUAAUAAAUCUCCUAAGAAGUUUGAGGACCCAAAUGGUGCUGUCGUUGGACUUGGAAUUGUGGCAGCUAUGAAUAAGAAUAGUAAUUGUAGUAGUAAUAGUAGAGCAGCAAUUAUUGCUAUAUCUCCAAGAUCAACUACUUCAAACCCAAUCCCAAUUUUUUCUAGUUUUAAGAAGAAGCCUAGUAUUGAAGAAAUGGAGAUGUGUGAGGAGUAUACUUGUGUUAUUUCUCAUGUGGGUACAAAUUUGGUUAAGAAAAGAGAGUAUUUUGAUGGUCAAUUUAUAGGAAACAGCAACUCUAAUGCCUACCAGAAAACUGUUAAUCAUACAACAAGUUUUACUAUGGCUGAUUUCCUCAAUUCUUGCUUUCUUUGCAAGAAACAGCUUAAGGGGUUGGAUAUUUUCAUGUACAGAGGGGAGAAGGCGUUUUGUAGUGCAGAGUGUCGUUGCACACAGAUAUCAAUCGAUGAACACAAAGAGAAAUGUGGUUCUGAAGCCAUGAAAUCACUUAGCGACUACUCUGUUUCUCCUUGCUCGGGUCCAAUGCAGUUUUUCACUGGUGUAGCUGUGGCAUAACUCAAAAGCUCGUAUGGUGUACGUACCCCCAACGUUGCAUAAUAUAUAAAUAAAUAAAAAGAUAUAUUGGUUUUAAAACGUACCUGAAUAAGAAUUGGUACCCGUUGGGUUAAGAGAGAUGUUAGAUAUUUAUGUCAUGGACACAUCCUGAGCAGGCAAUCUUUGCAACUCAAAAGAGUAUGAAAAGAACAUUUCUGGGAAAGAAAGCAUGUUUAUGAAGUUUGUUAUAAGCUAGUAAUGAAGGAUUUUACAUUUUAAUCAUAAGUUGGAAAUCAAUAACA